Messenger RNA from Symbiodinium sp. CCMP2592, 1020 nucleotides. The record is from the annotation of a GenBank genome assembly. Lineage: Eukaryota; Dinophyceae; Suessiales; Symbiodiniaceae.
AUGGAAGAUAGGCUGUGGGGCCUUCUUGAAGAGAAGGGCUGCAGUGCUGUGGGUUUGCUUCGCAUGCAUUUUCAGACUCCUUGGCACCUGGCAUGCGCAGUGGAUAGUGUUGAAGACGCGGUGCGAUUGGCAGAGCAGAUCACUCCGGGUUCGAUUCCUUCGGACCACAAACGGUUGGGAUCUCAGAUCUGGGAGUGGAUGACUGCUCACACAGGUCUUUUCAAGCGGGUGCAAAGCAGGCUUACUGCGAAGGCCACACGAAUUGAAGCGACCCCUGGAAGUUCGGUGUCCCCUUGUGAUAUCUUUGAUCAGUGCGUGAGCAAUAGUCUUGAUCUUUGCAAGCAGACCAGUCGUGCACAUGCUAGAUGGAUUUCGAAUGGCGCCCUGACCCCGGCGGAUGCAGAAAAAUCUUCUAAGAAGUUUUGGGGAACUGUCCUGGUUCAGAUCAUGGUGGAGGCAAAGCUUCCUAUCGUUGACAUUCCGGUUGAGAAUGAGGAGCAGCGUGUUUCUUAUGCUCUCCGAGCUCUGGGGGCUCGGAGGUCCAAGACACUCAGGAAUCGCGCGAGGACCUGGCGCAAGGCUCGUGACUGGAUGCUUUCAGUGAAAGGUUACCCUUUCCCGAAGAGCCCUUCUGACGUUGUAGAUUACCUCAUCUUCUUGGAGCAGGAGGUGGGUACAAAGAGCUGCAUUUCUGAGCUUAUGAGCGCGUUGUCUGUCAUUGAGGAUGCUGGACAGGUUCCUUUGACAAAUCAGCUGUGCAAGAACCGAUUGGUCGUCGCGGCCUCAAAGAGCACCGGGGCUGAAGUGCAGGAGGGGAAAACCAGCAGGAAGCAGGACGUGAUUGGCUGGGCAUUGGAUUUGAUUUGUGGAAAGGCCUGGGACAGCUUGAUCGCACUUCUUUGGUUUUCCAGUCUUCUGAAGAUUUUGAAGAGAAGCUUGGUGAAGGUGUUUGGCGAUCCAGGGCUGAUGGUAAGCUACUGGGUGAUGAGUGCUAUCUUUUCUGGACAGGUCACAGUAUGA